Molecule: messenger RNA, 930 nt
Organism: Triticum turgidum subsp. durum (durum wheat)
Lineage: Eukaryota; Viridiplantae; Streptophyta; Magnoliopsida; Poales; Poaceae
Source: the annotation of a GenBank genome assembly
AUGUGGGGGAUGGCGCGCAUCGAUGAGUGGAAACCGGUGAUCGCAAUGCUGGUCUUCGACCUCAUCUCUGCCGUGACAACGGCCCUGAUCAAGGCGGCGCUCGAGGAAGGGCUCGACCGUCUAGUGCUCAUCACGCUGCGUCAACUGGUGGCCACGGUCUUCCUUUCUCCGGUCGCAUUUUUCAAAGAACGGAACACACGGCCUAAGCUCACACUGGAGAUCCUCGUGUACCUCUUCUUCAGCGCAGCGUUAGGCGCCGCGCUCUCUCAGUAUACCUUCUUCUACGGGCUGCAGUACACAACAGCAACGUUUGCAAUAACUUUCACCAACCUGGCUCCAGUGCUGACUUUCCUCAUCGCGGUCUUGCUCAGGGUGGAGUCACUGAACAUGAAGAACAAGGCAGGAGCUGCGAAGAUCAUCGGGACGCUCAUGUCGUUCGCCGGCGUCAUGCUCCUGACCCUCUACAAGGGUGUGGCCUUGACACACCAAGCAGAGCCUUCAGGCCAGCAUGCAGAAGCAGAAGCAGCAGCAGAAUCUGGCAAGAAGAGCUGGACCCUGGGCACUCUAGCAUUACUGGCAAACUGCCUGUGCUUCUCCUUUUGGCUCCUGCUGCAGUCCAAGCUCACCAAGAAGUACCCAGCACUCUACUCCAGCACUGCAUACAUGUUCCUCAUCAGCUCCCUGCAGGGAGGUGGCCUGACAGCGGCGAUACAGCGGAGGGCAUCGGUGUGGGUCCUCACAAAGCCAGUGGAGAUUGUUACAGUACUAUACACAGGAAUCUUGGGGUCUGGAGUGGGAUAUGUACUGAUGACAUGGUGUGUGGAGAAGCGAGGGCCGGUGUUCACUUCAGCCUUCAUCCCCAUCAUCCAGAUCAUGGUUGCCAUAAUUGAUUUCUUCUUUCUCCAUGAGAACAUCUACCUUGGAAGGUAA